Messenger RNA from Cygnus atratus (black swan), 492 nucleotides. RefSeq names its product nascent polypeptide-associated complex subunit alpha, muscle-specific form-like. The record is from RefSeq and is a predicted model, not a curated record. Lineage: Eukaryota; Metazoa; Chordata; Aves; Anseriformes; Anatidae. The transcript has a single exon. The coding region runs from base 1 to 492 and encodes 163 amino acids.
AUGCACACGCAGGCUCCCCCUCAGAAGUCACCCACGGCCUCUCCGCCGUCCCCCGAGGCUCCCCCCGGUCUCCUCCCGGCCCGGGGGGACUCCAGGGAGGCAGCUGGGUCCUGCCCGGGGGUCCCGGGGUCCCGUUUCCCUGCCCGCCGCCAUGUCACGAGGCAGCGAGGUGCGAAGCGUGGUGUCGCCCUCCGGCUCCGUCCUGUGCCCGCCGCCCGCGGGGCGCCUGAGGCGAGGGGCCCGGCUGAGGCGCCGCCGCCAUUUCCUCAGCGCAGCGCCCGGGCGUUUCCCCCGCGGAGAGCUCCCGGCAGGGAGCCGGCGGCCACCCCGGUGUCCCCUCACACGGGUGCCGACCCCGUCCCGUCCCGCUGCGGGCUCCCCGGGCUGUUUUCCCCUUCCCGGUGCCCGCCGCCGUCGAGCUCCUCACACGGGAGACGGGCCUCGCACCGGCUGAGGGCGGGAAGGCCUCGAUGGCGGCUCCGCCCGCCGUAA